Molecule: messenger RNA, 642 nt
Organism: Linum trigynum
Lineage: Eukaryota; Viridiplantae; Streptophyta; Magnoliopsida; Malpighiales; Linaceae
Source: the annotation of a GenBank genome assembly
AUGAAUAUCUUUACGUGGAAUUGUAGGGGUGCGGGGAGUAAGCGUUUCUUAAGAGUCUUUAAGGAAUACCGGAGAAGAUAUCGUACGAGUAUUGCGAUUAUUGUAGAACCAAGAAUCAGUGGGGUCAGGGCGGUUCAAGUGGUCGAGGGGUUGGGUUUCGACAAGUACUUGAUCGUUGAUGCGGUAGGUUUUUCUGGAGGUAUCUGGCUGGUUUGGGACUCGACCAUUGCCACGAUCACAGAGGUAGACAGAUCGGCUCAAAUGCUCCUGGUUCAGGUUACGAUGAAAGAUGCUAGCUGGUAUCUAUCGGCUGUGUAUGCUAACCCAGCCCUGGUUCAGAGGCGGGCCCUAUGGCAGUCAAUUAGGGAGAUUGCUCAUACUAUGGAAGAUCCAUGGCUUCUUAUGGGGGAUUUUAACUCGAUUCUUCAACCGUCGGAUAAGUCUGGUGGGGCGCCGUUUGAUGCUAGUCGUGCGAAGGAAUUUCAGGACUGCGUUCUAGAUGCCGGGCUAGUGGAUUUGGGGUUUGCUGGUCCACCGUUUACGUGGUUCAAGCAAGGUGUGAAGGAAAGGUUGGACAGAGGUUUGGGUAAUGCUAAGUGGAUUGACAGAUUUCCUGAGGUAACUGUGCGACAUCUCCCCUGA